AUGGCUGUCCAGACAGGUGUUCCCCUCCGGCAAGGGCACCUCCAUGUCCCAAAAGGUAACCUGUGCCAUCAGGGAGGCUGUUCUUUUGUGGAGGUGACUCUGCUGGAAAAUUAUUGCCUGCAUGCAGUGAGUGUGGGCCUGGGGCGGUGCAGGAGCAGUAUAAAAGCAGGGCCUUCUCCUCACUCUCUCAUACACUCCUCUUGCCUCCAUCUCCUCGGGAACAAGGUGCAUCUCCAGCCCCAAGCCAUGUCCUGCUACAACACCUGCCUGCCCUGCCAGCCCUGCGGCCCGACCCCACUGGCCAACAGCUGCAAUGAGCCCUGUACCCUGCAGUGCCAGGACUCCAGGGUUGUCAUCCAGCCCUCUCCCGUGGUGGUGACCCUGCCUGGACCCAUCCUCAGCUCCUUCCCACAGAACACCGCCGUGGGAUCCUCCACCGGUGCUGCUGUUGGCAGCAUCCUCAGUGAUGCGGGAGUGCCCAUCAACUCCGGGGGCUUUGGCCUCUCUGGCUUGUCUGGCUUCGGUGGCCGCUACUGUGGCAGGAGAUGCUUCCCCUGCUAAAGGUGCUGACCAUGGCUCUGGGGAAGAAUGCAACAGACACCCAAUAUGAUCACACCCUGGAGAUGGAGCAUGGGCUUGUUGCUUUGAGAGGGGCUGAGCAACCCCAGCACUCCUUACAAAAGGACAGGGAGAGCCUGGGCUCUCACAAAGCACGGCCCAUGACUGCCUUUCCCCUCUGCCACUCUCUCCUUUCCCUCCCGUGUCCUUGUUCUCUUGUGCUCCCCUGGGCUGUGAGCCCCACCAAUCCAGCCUAGGGAGGACCUGCUGGCCCUGCUCCCUCUGUGGGGCAGGCAGAUGGACACCUGGUGACAUCUCUGCCCUACAGCCUCUGGGGGAAGUCUCCUUUCUUCCCUCAGCUCUGUCAGCACAGGGAUUGCUACUCAAGUUGAAAUUGUUUCCCCUGUCUUGACUCAUUAAAUUUCUGAUGCAUCCCA
Messenger RNA from Cuculus canorus (common cuckoo), 995 nucleotides. Its product is annotated as feather beta keratin-like. The transcript is spliced from 3 exons. Gene Ontology annotation, cellular component: intermediate filament. Lineage: Eukaryota; Metazoa; Chordata; Aves; Cuculiformes; Cuculidae. The coding region runs from base 1 to 561 and encodes 186 amino acids. The record is from RefSeq and is a predicted model, not a curated record. Gene Ontology annotation, molecular function: structural constituent of cytoskeleton.